Trematosphaeria pertusa is the source of this 579-nucleotide messenger RNA. Its product is annotated as inosine triphosphate pyrophosphatase. Gene Ontology annotation, biological process: nucleoside triphosphate catabolic process. Bases 1 to 579 code for a protein of 192 amino acids. NCBI's taxonomy places the organism in Eukaryota, Fungi, Ascomycota, Dothideomycetes, Pleosporales, Trematosphaeriaceae. Gene Ontology annotation, cellular component: cytoplasm. Gene Ontology annotation, molecular function: nucleoside triphosphate diphosphatase activity. The record is from RefSeq and is a predicted model, not a curated record. The transcript has 5 exons.
AUGGCGCCGUCGACGACGCCAGUCCCCAAACACCUAAACUUCAUCACAGGGAACAAGAAUAAGCUCGCCGAGGUACAAGCCAUACUAGACGGAGUCAUUGAGCUAAGGAGCCAGAACGUGGAUCUGGUUGAGAUACAGGGGACGGUGGAGCAGGUUACGACGGACAAGUGCCGACGGGCUGCAGAAGCUAUCAAUGGCCCCGUACUCGUGGAGGACACAUGCCUCUGCUUCAAGGCUAUGAAUGACCUCCCUGGACCAUACAUGCAAUGGUUCAUGCUGGCACUCGGCCCGCAAAACCUCCACAAGAUGCUCGACAGCUUCGAGGACAAAUCCGCCCAAGCAGUAUGCACAUUUGCGUACUGCGAGGGCCCAGGACACGAGCCCGUGCUCUUCCAAGGAAGGACGGAUGGAAAGCUCGUCGCUAGCAGAGGUCCUACUGUGUUCGGCUGGGACUCAUGCUUUGAGUACGAAGGACAGACAUACGCAGAAAUGGAAAAGAGCGAGAAGAACAAGAUCUCGCACCGAGGCAAGGCGCUAGACAAGCUGAAAGAGUGGCUGGCAAGCCAUGUCGAAGCAUAA